Messenger RNA from Ochotona curzoniae (black-lipped pika), 2880 nucleotides. RefSeq names its product adhesion G protein-coupled receptor F1 (gene ADGRF1). The record is from RefSeq and is a predicted model, not a curated record. The coding region runs from base 4 to 2760 and encodes 918 amino acids. The transcript is spliced from 14 exons. Gene Ontology annotation, biological process: adenylate cyclase-activating G protein-coupled receptor signaling pathway; synapse assembly; neuron projection development. Gene Ontology annotation, cellular component: plasma membrane. NCBI's taxonomy places the organism in Eukaryota, Metazoa, Chordata, Mammalia, Lagomorpha, Ochotonidae. Gene Ontology annotation, molecular function: G protein-coupled receptor activity.
ACAAUGAGACUUGGAGUGUUGUGGUUCGUCUCUUUCUUGACUGUCAUGGAGGGCCACGAGGGUUUCCUAUGGAGAAAUGGUAACAUGAAAACAAAAAGAGAAUUCAGUGUGGACAAGAAAAUGCAUCAAGGUGAGACUUCACUAGUCCAGGAAUAUGAAUUGCUGCUUCAAGUGACCUAUACAGAUGCCCAGGACAAAAAUGUCUUGAAGGAUUUUCUGAAUUCCUGGAAUUUUUCACCAUUCCAGCUGUAUGGGUCAACACAGAUCAUCAGAGCAAAGGCUACCACGUCUUGUAGCAGCCUGGACGGAGUCCUGUGGUGUGGCUGUGAAGAGAGCUACACAUGGUUUCCUCUCUCAUGUCUUGACCCCCAGUAUUGUCAUCUUCACAUGGCUACAUCACCCGCAAGCUGUGAAUGUCAUCUCAACAACCUCAGCCACAGUGUCAAUUUCUGUGAGAGAGCAAAGGUGUGGGGAACUUUCAGAAUUAAUGAAAGAUUUACAAAAGACCUUUUGAAUUUGUCUUCUCCCAUAUACUCCAAAUACACAGCUGGAAUUGAAAUGCAACUUAAAGAAGCAUACAAAGGGAUUCAAGGUUUUGAGUCAGUUCAGGUCAAGCAAUUUCGAGAUGGAAGCAUUGCUGUUGGUUUUGAAGUCAUUGGCUCCAGCAGCUCAUCAGAGCUGCUGCUGUCCCUUGAGCAGGUGGCAGAUAAGGCUAAGACAGCCCUUCACCAGCUGUUUCCACUGGAAGACAGCUCUUUCAGAGUGUUCCAAAAAGCCCAGUGUAACAACAUUUUCUUUGGAUUUGGGUCUAUCAAUGAUGUGUACACUCUUCCCUGUAGCAGCGGUUACAAUGGAAACAUCACAGCCAGGUGCCAGUCCUCCGGGUGGCAAGUCAUCAGGGAAAACUGUGUGCUGUCUCAGCUGGAAGAACUGCAGAAGAAUUUUAGCAUAAUUGCAGAAAAUGCCACUGAGUCAGACCUGUCAUCCUUGGUACACAAUCUUUCCGUCAUCCUUCAGCAAAAUCCAUCAACCACAUCUGGGAAUCUGGCUUUCGUGGUGAAUAUACUGACUAGUGUUUCAGUACUGUCUCUGGCAAACCAGUUCAGGGUGUCCAAUUCAACAAUGGAGAAUGUCAUCAGUAUAGCUGAUCACAUCCUUAAUCUGUCAUCAGUAAAGAACUGGGCAAUAUUAAUGCGAGAAGAAAAACACGUCAGCUCACAGUUACUGAAGACAUUGGAAAAUAUCAGCACUCUGGUUCCUGCGACAGCUCUGCCUCUGAAUUUUUCUAAAGAAUUCAUUGACUGGCGAGGGAUUCCAGUAACUGAAAGCCAAAUCAAAGAUGGUUACAACUAUAAGACAGAAAUGUUCCCCCAAAAUACCUCCAUUCCUAUCAGAGGCCAUUUAUUAAUUGAGUCUGACCAGUUUCAGAAACCACUUCCUCAAACUAUAAUCAGCAUGGCCUCAUUGACCAUGGGAAUCAUUCUACCUGUUACCACACAUGGAAAUUCUCAAGUCAAUGGACCUUUGCUAUCUACAGUUAUCCAAAACUACUCUAUAAAUGAACUUCUCCUCAUCUUUUCCAAGAUAGAAUCAAAUCUGAGCCAGCCAUACUGUGUGUUCUGGGAUUUUAGUCACUUGCAGUGGAACAGUGCAGGGUGCCACCUAGUGAAUGAGACUCCAGACAUGGUGACGUGUCGAUGUACUCACCUGACUUCCUUCUCUGUCCUGAUGUCACCCUUUGUGCCUCCUGCAAUCGUCCCUGUUGUGAAAUGGAUCACCUACGUGGGACUGAGUAUUUCUAUCACAAGUCUCAUCUUAUGCCUAGCCAUUGAGGCUCUGCUGUGGAAGCAAAUAAAGAAGAGCCAAACUUCUUACACACACCAUAUUUGCAUGGUAAACCUAGCACUGUCCCUCCUGAUUGCUGAUGUUUGGUUUAUCGUUGCUGCCAUGGCGGACACCACGGCCAGCCCUCCCGGAGUCUGUAUUGCUGCAGUAUUCUUUACACAUUUUUUCUACCUCUGUUUGUUCUUCUGGAUGUUCACGCUUGGUAUCCUGCUGGUGUAUCGGAUCAUCCUUGUGUUCCAUCACAUGGCCCUGCCUUUGAUGAUGGCGAUUGGCUUCUGCCUGGGCUAUGGGUGCCCUCUCGUCAUAUCUGUCAUCACCAUUGCAGUCAGUCUACCUGGAAAUGGCUACAGAAGUGAAGAAAUGUGUUGGCUUAACUGGUCCAGUCAAAGCAAACCACUUUUGGCUUUUGUAGUCCCUGCAUUGACAAUUGUGACUGUGAAUUUUUUUGUGUUGUUCUUAGUUCUCAUGAAGCUCUGGAGGCCAGCUGUUGGAGAAAGAUUGGGUCAUGAUGGCAAGGCCACUGUCACUCGCAUGGGGAAGAGCCUCCUCAUUCUGACCCCUCUGCUAGGGCUCACCUGGGGCUUUGGUAUAGGAACAAUGGUGGACAACCAGAAUCUGGUGUGGCACAUUACUUUUGCUUUAUUUAAUGCAUUUCAGGGCUUUUUCAUCUUAUGUUUUGGAAUACUCUUGGAUAGUAAGCUUCGACAAUUUCUAUUCAAUAAGUUUUGUCCAUUAGUCUCUGGGAAGCAAUCAUCAAAGCAAAAUUCAUCAGAUGUAUCAACAAAGCCCAAAUUUGUGCAGACCUUUAACCCCCUGCAAAACAAAGGCAGCUAUACAUUUUCUCACUCUAUGGAUUCCACCCAAGACAUCAUGCUAACUCAGUUUUUAUCAAUGGAAUCAUGCAAAGAAAACUAAAAUCAAGGAAAAACUUCUGAAGCCCCAAGACAUCUAGAGCUGAAUGUCAGUGAACAAUUAUUUGUCACUUUAGAUGGGGUUUUCUGAUUUAACAAGUUGGAAUAAAACGAGGUUGUCUCA